Colletotrichum karsti is the source of this 366-nucleotide messenger RNA. RefSeq lists its product as uncharacterized. The record is from RefSeq and is a predicted model, not a curated record. Lineage: Eukaryota; Fungi; Ascomycota; Sordariomycetes; Glomerellales; Glomerellaceae. The coding region runs from base 1 to 366 and encodes 121 amino acids. The transcript has 2 exons.
AUGGCCGACGAGAACACCAAGCCCGACACCAACCAACAAGCCGCCGUCGACGAGACCCCCAUCUCCCCGUCUCGCGGCGAACGCAAGAACUCCCUCGAGGCUCACCUCCAGCACCGACCCGACCGCGCCGAACUGGUCGAGAAGAACAUCCUCCCCGCAUCCAACGCCGCUCCCUCUUUGAUCGCCCACCAAAAGGAGCUCGAAAUGCACAUGCGCGCCGACACCCUCAACGACAAGUUGUCCCACCGCCCUGACCCCGAGAAGCUCGUCGCCGAGGGCGUGCUCAAGGAGGAUCCGCGCACCGCAGACGACAAGUACGCCGAGGCGAUCGAGGACGAGUACGCCAAGCGCGAGGGUGGUGCUUAA